UCACACACCAGCGAACCUCUAAGAAACAGAGCGCCUCCCUCCCAUCCCAACCCCUCCCUACAAAGCGAGUCCAUCCCCUCCUCGUUUCGGUUCCGAUCAUGUCCCCGACCCCGAAUGCGUAUUGAGAGCAUCGGCAUUUCGAGCGGGAAGUAAGGCGGUGUCGCGCUCGCGGAUUAGAAACUCGCAAAAGUCUCCGGUCUCGAUGGGCGGGGACAAGGGCGAGAUGAAGUACAUCACCUCGGAGGAGCUCAAGGGGCACAACAAGCCCGGGGACCUGUGGAUCUCGAUCCAGGGCAAGGUCUACGAUGUCUCGGAUUGGGGAAAGAUCCACCCCGGCGGCGAGGGCCCGCUUCUGACCCUGGCGGGGCAGGACGUGACCGACGCCUUCAUCGCGUACCACCCGGGCUCUGCCUGGCAUUACCUCGACAGGAUGUUCACGGGGUACACUCUUGAGGACUUUGAGGUGUCGGAGGUAUCCAAGGACUACAGGAGGCUCAUGGUCGAGUUCUCGAAGUCGGGCAUCUUCGAGAAGAAGGGGCAUCACGUGAUGUACUCGUUCAUAUCGGUGGCGGUGAUGCUGUUCGCGGCUGUCUACGGGGUUCUGAGGUCGGACAGCACGCUGGUUCACUUGGGCUGCGGCUGCUUGCUGGGCUUGCUCUGGAUCCUUAGCGCCUACAUCGGCCAUGAUUCCGGGCAUUCCCAGGUGACCCCGAGCCCAAAGACAAACAAGAUCGUGCAGCUGAUAUCAGGCAACUGUUUGACGGGGAUCAGCAUCGCGUGGUGGAAGUGGACGCACAACCAGCACCACAUCGCGUGCAAUAGCCUGGACAACGACCCGGACCUCCAGCACAUCCCGGUCUUUGCAGUCUCAAACCGCUUCUUUUCGUCCCUGACGUCCCGCUUCUACGGGCGGAAGCUCACGUUUGAUUCUGUGGCCCGGUUUUUGGUGAGCUACCAGCACUGGACCUUCUACCCGGUCAUGUGCUUUGGGCGGAUCAACCUCUUCAUCCAGACGUUCCUCCUGCUCUUCUCGAAGCGCCCCGUCCCAGAUCGGGCUCUCAACUUCUUCGGCCUCCUUGUGUUCUGGACGUGGUUCCCGCUCCUGGUCUCCUGCCUCCCGAACUGGCCAGAGCGGAUCAUGUUCGUGCUAGCAAGCUUCGUUGUAACCGCGCUCCAGCACAUCCAGUUCUGCCUCAACCACUUCUCAGGAGACGUGUAUGUGGGAGCCCCCAGCGGGAAUGACUGGUGUGAGAAGCAGACCCAUGGCACGAUCGACAUCUCGUGCUCGAAGUGGAUGGACUGGCUCUUCGGCGGGCUACAGUUCCAGCUGGAGCAUCACCUCUUCCCGAGGCUGCCGAGGGGGCAGCUCCGGAAGAUCGCCCCAAUUGCCCGGGAGCUCUGCAAGAAGCACAACCUCCCGUACCGGAACCCCGGGUUCUGGGAAGCCAAUGUCACAACCAUCAAGGUCCUUAGGUCCGCCGCUCUGCAAGCACGGCAGCUCACCAGCGGCCCCGUGCCGAAGAACCUCGUCUGGGAGGCCAUUAACACCCAUGGUUAAUCCGACCUCCGACGACAAGAACUGGAACCCGAUCCAAUUCUUUCAUUCAUCCAUCCCAUCAUCGUUUGGAUUAGUACUCUAGUACGUUGGUUUGGACUGCUCUUGUCGCUCUCCCGGAUUUAUACACUACAUUUUCUUAUGAAUUUUAUAUUUAAAAAAAAAACAUUGUGUAGGUAAAUAUUUUUUUCCUGUAUUUUUCCUUUAACGUAUCAGUCGUUCACAUCGACUACAUUUUUGAUCUGAUAUGGACCAUACGAUAUCCGAUCGAAGAUUAGGUAACUCGGCCGAAUAUUACAUAUGUAAGUGCCCUUUGAGUAAAAUAGUUGUUUUCUCAGAGAUUUUGAGUUUGAGAUUUCGUUAUACA
This is a messenger RNA of Punica granatum (pomegranate), 1922 nucleotides long. Lineage: Eukaryota; Viridiplantae; Streptophyta; Magnoliopsida; Myrtales; Lythraceae. The record is from RefSeq and is a predicted model, not a curated record.